Sclerotinia trifoliorum is the source of this 612-nucleotide messenger RNA. The record is from the annotation of a GenBank genome assembly. NCBI's taxonomy places the organism in Eukaryota, Fungi, Ascomycota, Leotiomycetes, Helotiales, Sclerotiniaceae.
AUGGCACCUACUAAAGAUGAUGUCGAGGCAGUUACCAGCCGCAAUACCUUUGCAACCUGUUGCACCUUCCUUAGACCCAAACCAUUCUACUUAAAUCUACCUUCGGAACUUGCAGAUUUCUUUGAAGCCAUCAACAGAAACACUUUUGCAGUCAUGAACUCUCUAACUCUUGCAAGUUUCUAUACCGAUAUUCCUUACAUAAUACAAAUAACCGCCGUGGACGAAGAAGGAAACAGGAAACAAGCUCAAUUUUUCACACGGAGGAAACUGGGACCCCACGAAAGAGCUGAUACGAACUGUUAUUUACAUCUUAUUCCUCUUUUUGGUGUACAUUGCGACAUCCGUGUCGACGACGUGGAAGAGGCAAUCUAUCAGCGGAGAAACUAUAUCAUGGGUGAGACCUUCCACUGGGAAUGCGGAGGGACACAUAGACCGAAUCAAGAAGGUCGCUCUGGUAUUGUAGAGUACGAGGUGGUUCUCUGGACACUUGGACCAAGGAUAACGGCUUUGCAAGAGGCUUUUCAGGUGAAGAGGGAUACUGGUAUUAUGCCACCUGUUCCAGAAUGGCUGAGGCGAGAAAUAGAAGCGGACAUACCUUCCGGAGAAGAUUAA